Gongylonema pulchrum is the source of this 1767-nucleotide messenger RNA. The record is from the annotation of a GenBank genome assembly. Lineage: Eukaryota; Metazoa; Nematoda; Chromadorea; Rhabditida; Gongylonematidae.
AUGAUAUCUCUUGGCUAUGAAAACCGGAGUCGCUAUGCCUUGAGCAAUCUAAUUUUCUCGCGUUUUCAGGCAGAUUCAGAGCUUACUGACCUUGGUGAAGACAACUCACUUUGCUCGAUUUGCCCUAGAAGCCUGCUUGACGAUGAAGCGCUCGCAUUACAGUUCAGUUUAACCGUGCCAGCAAAUGAAGAUUUGCAUAUUCCGGAACUGACUGGAGAAGCAUCUGCCCUAUUCGAAAAUCUCUACGAUACACUUUCCAAGCAAUGCGAAACUCGAUCGCCUGUGACCCUCCCUGCCAAAAUGGCGACCAAGCCACUUUCACAUCAGUCAGUGCCGCGUAAAAAGUUGAAGUGCUCGUUGGCUGAAUACGCGUGUCCAGAAACAAAUGAAGAUGCAUUUUCGGAGCUUACUGACCUUGGUGAAGACAGCUCACUUCACUCGAUCUGCCCCGAAAGUCUGUUUGACGAUGAAGCGCUCACAUCACAGUUCAGUCUAUCUGUGUCAACAAAUGAAGAUUUGCAUAUUCCGGAACUGACCAGAGAAGCGCCUGUACUACUCGAAAAUCUGUACGAUAUACUUUUUAAGCAACAUGACAUUCGAUCAUCUGCAAACCAACAUGCCGAAGCAACAGCCAAGCCACUUUCACAUCAGUCAGUGUCGUACAAAAAGUUGGAGUGCUCGUUAGCUGGAUACCGGUAUCCAGAAGCAAAUCAUGGAUUAGGAGUCACUGUAAUAAUUUCCAAUCGUGGUGUUGGCUACUCCCAGUUCACUUGGUCAGAAGCAUCUGCCGGAAAAAACAGCACCAUCAGCAACAAAUCCUGGGAGGAACUGUGCAAAAAACGCAUCUUCGCACUGGCAGCCAGUGCGCUGUCGACUAAGUUGCUUGUAUACAAAUUGCAAAAGCGCGUAUUGCAACGACUCAGUCUGUUUGCAGAUAUAAACCCAUUUUUCCAAAGCAACAGGACUGCCGAUGGUUGUUCAUCUUAUUCGGAUACUUCUGGAAUUUCGUUUUACGGUGAAAAACCAGGGCCUGAUCACCACAACAAUCUUGAGCAAGCAACAAACGAAUUGUCGCCUAACGCUUCUAAAUCCGCUGAAAAGGUACUCACUUUAUUUAGUACGUUCUUACAAAUUCUACAGCAAAUGUAUGAAGAAAUGAAUGCAUCGGAGGAUCUGCGAGAACAGAGAUGUGGAAAUGCGUUGGACUAUAACUUUAGAGGUGCAUUUUUGGAACAGAGUGACAUUGGUGAAGAUAGUUCAUUUCGUUCGAUCUCACUCGAAAGUUUGCUUGACGUCCAAGUGCUCGAAUCACAAGUCAAUCUAUCAGUGCCAACAGACGAAUUUGUUUCGGAAUUUGCCAGAGCAGAGCCUGCUUUAUUCCAUUCUGUCUGCGAUGUAAUUUUCAAACAACACGAUUUUCGACCACCCGUAAACUUGCAUGCCGAAACCACAGUUAAACAAAACAAACAACUUUCACUUCAGUCAAUGCCGACCGAAAGGAUGGAGUGCUCUUUGGCUGGAUACUGGUGCCAAGAAACAAAUGUUAGCAGUUUCCAAUUCUAUUUUCAAGGGUUUUUAGGCGCUUUUGUUGUGCAGCGUUACAGCGCUGCUACAACAAUCAGAAGCGCAUACUGGCACGAGGAUGUCUGUGUUUGUCUGUACAUUUGCACUUUUUGUCACUCACUUCCAAAUGGAGGACCAGAAAAACCUAGAACUUUAAAAUUUCGGGGGUAUGUGCUUAACCGCUGUGUGACCCUCCCGCUUUAA